GCUUGCUUUCAAGCCAUGCGCCACCGGCUCGGUCCCGCGGCCGCCGGGCUCCGGCGGUUCUCCCACCUCCGCCCGCCGGACCCGAGGCUCGCCUUCCUUCGCUCCGAGUUCGAUGGCCGCGAGUCUGACCAACAGCAGCCACAGGCACGGGAGCUGACGGGGGAGGAACCAAGAGGUGGUGGCGAGCGCGCUCGCACGCCGGCGUCCGUGGAUAUCGCGCACCCGUGGCCGGAGUGGGUGGCGCUGAUGGAGAUAUUGCUCCGGAGGGGCCACCUGGACCCCUCCGUGUUCGCCGGCGGCGCGGCUGGCUCGCCGUCCAAGGACUCCAACGUUAUCCGCACCGCCUGCCUCCGCUUCGGUCGAGAGCGUCCUGAGCUUAUCAGGCACAUAUCAAGGUGGGAUAUCCAGGUUGCUCUUCGGUGUGGGUGCCCCAGCAUUGACAGGAAGGUUGUUAAUUCUGGGAAGCGAUUGCGUGCUCAUGUAGGCCUUGAUGAAGGAGAGGUUUGCAGCCAAUGCAAUAUAAGGGGUGGAUGUGAGAGGGCAUACGUAAAGGCUCGGAAGGAGGAAAUUGGAAGAACUGUGGAUGUUAUGCGCAUCCUUUUGACUUAUGGGCUCGACAACAUUACUGGCAAUGUGGAGAACAGGGCAUGCCUAAACAAAACCGUUAAAGAAUCCAUAAAGAACCUACUGAAUGAGAUUGUUGAGUUCGAUUCCAUGGGCCCUGGUUCUAGCACUGAAAAAGCUGCACACCGUAUGCCAAAAGGACAGUCUUCUAUUCCUAUGAAGCAGGGUGAUUGGAACUGUCCCAAAUGCAACUUCUUGAACUUUGCAAAGAAUAUCAAAUGUUUACGCUGCAAUGGGGAAUUUGAAGAGAGGUAUCAGCUGCUCCACGAGAACCAAGAGCAUCUUCCUCUCAAAAAGGGUGACUGGAUAUGCAAAAGGUGCAACUUUUUGAAUUUUGCAAAGAAUACAAGAUGCUUGCAGUGCCAUGAGAAACCAACAAACCGUCUACUCAAUCCAGGGGAAUGGGAUUGUGUCUCGUGUAAUUAUGUGAAUUUCAAGAGGAACGCAUUCUGCUUGAAAUGUGGUUGGAAAAGACCAAAAUCAUUGAACAGCCAAGACAGUAUUGAAUCACGACGUGAAUUAGAACAUAAGAAGCAUACUGAUAUUUCAUUUGUCCAAGAUGGUGUCCAAUCGAGGAGGUUGCAAGUUGUGCAAAAUAAGGCUCCAUUGUCUGACGAAGAUUCAGAUUUCUGGAGCUCCGAGGAGGAAGGGGCUUACCACAGUGAUGAGAGCAUGCCCACAAUACAGAAGGAUUACAAGUUCCUUGAAAGUUUUCCCAUCAUUGGAGGUAGGACUGCUAUGUCGCAAGAUCCUCUUGAAAGGGAGAAAUGGAAGGAAGAAAUGUCUAGGAGAAACAAAGGGCUCCUGACAAAAGCAUCAGAUGAAAGUAACCGGCCUUCAGGUCCCGUUCGUAUUCCGAGAAGCAUUGAGCUGAUUGAAUCAGGUGAUGACGACGACGACGACGAUAUAUCAUCGUGGUUUUCUGGGGGUACUAGUAAUAUUAACAUGAAAAAGGCAUAGCCGAAGUUCCUUGAACGCUGUUAACUGUGCAAUUUCAUCUGUAAUGUUUACACUGCAGGGAUUCAGUUAAAGAAUCAUCAUGUCGCAAAGAGCUUCACUGUUGUACUUUUAGUAUGAUCUGCCCCUAGUAAAUGGCAUGCUUGCAGGUUUUGUAAGUGGUUAAUUCCAUCCACUUCCGUAGCUAAAACA
Oryza brachyantha (malo sina) is the source of this 1773-nucleotide messenger RNA. RefSeq lists its product as uncharacterized. The record is from RefSeq and is a predicted model, not a curated record. The transcript is spliced from 6 exons. Gene Ontology annotation, cellular component: cytoplasm. Gene Ontology annotation, molecular function: mRNA binding. The coding region runs from base 16 to 1584 and encodes 522 amino acids. NCBI's taxonomy places the organism in Eukaryota, Viridiplantae, Streptophyta, Magnoliopsida, Poales, Poaceae.